GAUCGCCAUAUAUGUCGGCGAUUUUCGCGACCCUUUCUCUUCUUCAUCUUCUUCUUCCUCUUCUAUCGUAGAUCUGAGAUCUCCGCCUUCUUCUUCUUCCCCGAGAAAGAGAGCUCGAGUGGUCCAACAAUGGCGUCCUUUUGGAGCGGAGGAGGCGCCCGCGACCGCGAUGUCGACGACGUCGACGACUUCGACGAGUACGACCCCACCCCCUACGGCGGCGGCUACGACCUCGCCCUCACCUACGGCCGCCCCCUCCCCCCCUCCGACGAAUCCUGCUACCCUCUCUCGACGUCCUCCUCCUCCUCCGUCGACUACGAGAGGCCCCACUACUCCUCCGGCUCCGUCCCCUCCGCCUACGGCGGCGGCGACGAGGACGACCGCUACGGCCGCCCCCGCCCCAAGCCCCAACCCGCCUACGGAUUCCGCCCCCAGCAGGAGGAGGAAGGAGGAGGCGGCGAUUACGGCUACGGCGGUGGCGGUCGUCCCCAGCCGAAGCCCGAGUAUGGCUACGGUGGUAGGCCGAGCGAGGAGGCGGGGUACGGGCAUGGAUCUGGGUAUGGGAAACCUAAGAGAGAGGACGAAUCGUCGUAUGGGUAUGGGUAUGGGCAGGAGAAGCCGAAACCCUACGGCGGUUAUGACGGGAGCAAGUAUCAGAGCGGUGGGGAGUACGGGUACCAGAAGAGUGAGGAGCAAACUUAUGGUGGUGGUAGCUAUGGAUAUGGGGCGAAACCUAGCUAUGAGAAGCCCCAGAGCGGUGGGGAGUAUGGGUACCAGAAGAGUGAGCACACUUAUGGUGGUAGUGGAUAUGGAAGUAGUGAAGGGUAUGGGUAUGGAGCGAAACCUAGCUAUGAGAGGCCUCAGAGUGGUGGAGAUUAUGGGUAUCAGAAGAGUGAGGUGGAAACUUAUGGUGGUAGUGGCUAUGGGGCUAGUGAAGGGUUUGGGUAUUCGGCGAAACCUAGCUAUGAGAAGCCCUCUUAUGCAGGGCAUGUGGAGGAGAGUGGUAAGUACCAGAAGCCGAGUUACUAUAGCCAGGAGCAAGAGGAAGGGUAUAGCCGCCCGAAAUAUGGUGAUGAUUUGGAUGAGGAAAAGAAGAGCCGCCAUCAGAAGCAUCACCACCGCCGCCACCACAACUAUGAUGAUGAAUGAUCCGUCUCCACUGUUGGUGUGGUUUGAUACCCCCACAACCCUAGCUACUAAAUAAAGAUGGGGGUUUCCUUGUUAUGUUUUUCAUGUGUUGUCUGCUUUCAUACUGAAUUUGUUCUCGCAAGUCUCUGAUGAAACUUGCAGAAAUCUAUGUCUGCUUUUAAUAACGUAGCUUGAACUAUCAUACUAUGUAUGGAAUUCUUCUUUCAUUGUGAUUGUGGGCCUUGAGCAGUGUUAUGUUCCCCAAA
Molecule: messenger RNA, 1394 nt
Organism: Ananas comosus (pineapple)
Lineage: Eukaryota; Viridiplantae; Streptophyta; Magnoliopsida; Poales; Bromeliaceae
Exons: 2
Coding region: 130-1149 (339 amino acids)
Molecular function (GO): phosphatidic acid binding
Source: RefSeq, a predicted model, not a curated record